Molecule: messenger RNA, 774 nt
Organism: Histoplasma mississippiense
Lineage: Eukaryota; Fungi; Ascomycota; Eurotiomycetes; Onygenales; Ajellomycetaceae
Exons: 4
Coding region: 1-774 (257 amino acids)
Source: RefSeq, a predicted model, not a curated record
AUGGGGGGUGUGGCCACAUGUCAGCGUGUGCAGACACCUAACAAUCCAAGGAUCUCCUUCCAGUACAUCUGGUGGUUCCUGGGCGCAUUGUAUCUAGAGCGAAGAAACUUCGACUGUACUGCGACCACGUAUAUGGAUGGAGGUGUUCCCUGCCUCUCCGGCCGAACGGUUGCCUAUCGCACGGAGAUCCUCCAAUCCUGCAUGGAAGCUUUUGUCAAAGAGACCUGGUGUGGCAAAUCGCUCAACGCGGAUGACGACAACUUCCUGACGCGCUGGAUGGUCACUCACGGAAUCAAAACCUACUUCCAAUCCCAUCCCGAUGCCGAGGUUCUCACGACACUGGAGGAGAGUUCGAAGUUCCUCAAACAAUUGUUUCUCACAACCAUAUCGCAAUUAGCUCUCUUAACUGACACCUGCCUAAUCUGGUUAUGCCACACGAUGACCAUGUCGAACCCAACGCUACACACUUGGUGGUUGGGGGUGCUUCUUAUUUGGAUGAUUUUCACCAAGUUCAUCAAGCUUUCUGGCCACUAUCGCCGGCGACCAUUAGAUUGCCUCUUAUUCCCGGUCUCGGCCCUCUUCGGUUAUGUCCAUUGCUUCAUCAAGAUGUACGCUUUAUUCAGUCUUCACGAGGACGCGUGGGGAAAUCGCGAGGCUUUCAGUUUGCCAAACCAACGACAAUCGCCAAAGUUAUGCCUGGGCGCUGCGGCUACCAUGGAUCACGUGCAUCCUCGUUCUAACUUAAUCGCGACAAACGUUCCUUCUGGAACUUAG